AAUAAAGCAAUCUUCCUAUUUUCUGGUUGGACACUAUAAUCCUAUGAAUUGUUGAGAAAGGAGUAGUUGCUGAGAAAAUGCCCACUCUUUUAGACGGGUGAGAAGUCAUGAUGGGAGUGAUCCGUGCCCUGAUUUUCGUUGAGUAUUUUGGAAGCCCAUUGGCUUCAAACUUGGUGAGUAUUUAGGGAGCCCAUAGCCUCAAACCCCCCACAUAAAGGAAGAAGAAAGGUAGAAAAGGGUCGGUGGUUGGAAUAAGUGAGAUUGGUUUGUCAAAUAUCAGUUUCCUGGGAUUUGGUUCCUUUGUCAGUGCACUGAGUUCUAUUAGAGGUGACGAUACUCGCUCAGUUGAUUGCAGAAGAAGGAAUGACUCAGGUAAAUAGAUUUGCUUCAUUCAUUUAGAAUGGUGCAUCAAAUUGCAGUGCACUUUGGGUGAUUAUACCUGAUGACAACUUGGAAAAUUUUCAGGAGAGCGUCAGGUGACCAACAGAGUUGAGCUAGCUGGCAGCAUCAAAGAUGGACUCUAUCUUUUGCCCAGAUUCAAAGGAAACUAUGAAUGUUGUAGGAUUAGAGAGGGAGGAGGCAGUCCUGUUUUCACAUGGCACAUGAGAGCAAGUUUUCCAAUACCAUUGGGUGGAAAAAUGUUAUUAGCAGCUUUUGUCAAGCCCGCCGGGGAGACGACCUUUCUUUUGUCAUCAUCUGUCAGUUCAAUAGUGGACCUUACGUUUUAAAACGAGCACUGCCACACGACAUUGCUGAAUCCUCUCUCACACACAGCGAUGGAGUCAACGACGUCCAACUUGAUCAAGCUCCUCCUCCUCCUCCUCUAUUUCCUUCCCUGCUUUCAUACCAAAUCACCACCCGCUUCAACACUUCCUCUUCCCACAAAAUCUGGCUACCUCCCUGUCAAUCCCACCACCAAUUCAGCCAUGUUCUACACUUUCUAUGAAGCACAGAACCCCAUAUCACCUCUCACCCAAACCCCACUUGUGAUUUGGCUCCAAGGUGGCCCUGGCUGCUCCUCCAUGAUCGGUAACUUCUUUGAGCUUGGCCCUUGGCGCCUGAAUCGUGACAAACACCUUCAACUUGAACCCAAUUUGGGUGCAUGGAACCGCAUAUUUGGCCUACUUUUUCUUGAUAAUCCAGUAGGAACGGGAUUCAGUGUUGCUUCUUCACCUAAAGAAAUCCCAACAGAUCAAUAUUCUGUUGCCAAGCAUCUAUUCUUUGCCAUAAGGUCAUUUAUUGAAUUAGACCCAUUAUUCAAAUCUCGCUCAAUUUAUAUUACAGGGGAGAGCUAUGCAGGAAAGUAUGUUCCAGCAAUUGGGUUCCACAUUUUGAAGAAAAACUCACGGUUACCAGAGUCUCAGCGUGUGAAUUUAAGGGGUGUUGCUAUAGGGAAUGGGCUGACAGACCCAGUGAGACAAGUGGCUACUCAUGCUGCGAGUGCUUAUUUUUCAGGAUUGAUCAAUGGGAAACAGAAAACCCAGCUGGAAAAAGCUCAGUUGGAGGCCGUUAAGUUGAUUAAGGAGGGUAAUUGGAGUGAGGCAACAAAUGCAAGAAAUAGGGUCUUGAAUAUGUUGCAAGAUAUGACAGGCCUAGCCACACUAUAUGAUCUUACAAGGAAAGUUCCUUAUGAAUUGGAAUUGGUUGGUGAGUUUUUGAGCAGCGAAGGGGUGAAGAAGGCUUUGGGAGCAAAUGUGUCAAUAGCUUGGGAGGACUGCAGUGAUGUGGUGGGAGAAGCAUUGCAUGAAGAUGUGAUGAAGAGCGUGAAAUUCAUGGUAGAAUUGCUGGUGAAGAAGAGCAAGGUGUUGUUGUACCAGGGGCAGUUCGAUUUGAGAGAUGGAGUGGUAUCAACCGAAGCUUGGAUGAAGAGCAUGAAGUGGGAGGGGAUUGAUAAAUUUCAAGCGGCUGAGAGGAAGGUUUGGGAAGUGAAGGGAGAGCUUGCAGGGUAUGUGCAGAAAUGGGGGAGCUUGAGCCAUGUUGUGGUUUCAGGGGCUGGACACCUUGUGCCUGCUGACCAGCCAGUGAAUUCUCAGAUCAUGAUAGAAGAUUGGGUUUUGGAGAGGGGAUUGUUUGGCAAUGAGCAAGAGAGAAAUUAAUCUUCUCGUUCUCGUGUCCCUGGACCUUGUGUGAUCUGUUCGAAAUUCAAAUUAUGAGUAGGUCUGAAAUUAUGGAUAGCAUUGAAUAAAUAUCCAUCUACCCACUUGUUAUUUAUUAAUAUCGUUAGAUCGAUGGGUGCAUCUCAACUUGAAAUAUUUCCUCAAUAAGUACUAUAAUUUAGAUGAAAAUGUAAGAACUUUCGAAGUUUAAGAAAAACCUUAUGCGGAGUGGAUAUGUAUUCA
This is a messenger RNA of Vitis riparia (riverbank grape), 2339 nucleotides long. Its product is annotated as serine carboxypeptidase-like 50. The record is from RefSeq and is a predicted model, not a curated record. The coding region runs from base 777 to 2096 and encodes 439 amino acids. Gene Ontology annotation, molecular function: serine-type carboxypeptidase activity. The transcript is spliced from 2 exons. NCBI's taxonomy places the organism in Eukaryota, Viridiplantae, Streptophyta, Magnoliopsida, Vitales, Vitaceae. Gene Ontology annotation, biological process: proteolysis.